Molecule: messenger RNA, 1133 nt
Organism: Morus notabilis
Lineage: Eukaryota; Viridiplantae; Streptophyta; Magnoliopsida; Rosales; Moraceae
Product: zinc finger protein 1
Exons: 2
Coding region: 243-1133 (296 amino acids)
Biological process (GO): negative regulation of abscisic acid-activated signaling pathway
Source: RefSeq, a predicted model, not a curated record
CAAGUUUGCAACUUUCUUCACCCUCUCUCUCUCUCUCUCUCUCUCUCUCUUAAGUCUUAUUCUCUAAGUCUUGUUAUAUUAAGACCUUGUAACUGUUAAAUAGUGGGAUAUUCCUUCUAUACAUAGAACGGAACAUUUAUUACCAUUUCAAAUUAAACCAAAAACCCAAUAAGCCAAUCUCUCAAUCUUCCACAAAAGAAAUUGUAGAGAAUUUUUCAAGCCUAAAAGAUUAUCAUCUCUACAUGAAGCCUCCAGUACCCGAAGAAGAUCCAUGUCUUUCUGAGACUUCAAGCCUAAAAGUCAUGUCAAUGGAGAGACAAAAAGAUCAAAAACUAAAAGUUCAAGAAGAAGAAGGAAAUAGUUAUGAAGAAAAUGACCAAGAAGACACAAAGGAUGUCCAUCUAGUAUUGGACCUGAGCCUUCCCAUCAACAAUUCCGAUCAAGGAUCGAAGCCGGAGCUCAAUUUCAUCGACUGCUUCGACUCGAAUUCCUCGGAGACUUGUCCCGAUGAUCACCAAUCAGGCGACCACCAAGGCAAUGAGAGCAGCACUGAGCUAAGAGUUUUCUCAUGCAACUAUUGCCAAAGGAAAUUCUACAGCUCCCAGGCUCUCGGAGGCCACCAAAAUGCGCACAAGCGAGAGCGAACGCUGGCAAAAAGGGGACAAAAGUUCGGUUCCUUGGCACCUCCCGGAGGAGGGGCUAGUUUCUAUGGCCUUCCAAGCUCAUCAUCUUUAUCAUCAUACUCAAGCAUGGCUUCUCUGCCUCUGCAUGGCUCUUUCAACAGGUCACUUGGUAUUCAGGUGCAUUCCAUGAUUCACAAGCCUUCUUCUUAUGGCCAUUUUCCCAACGUCAUGAUGAUGAAUAGUACUAGUUCCUCUCAGCUUUAUGGACAUAAUGGCUGGCAAAGGCUGCCUAUUGAUCAGCAGCCAGCAAUCGGGAGGAAUUUCCACGCUGGAGAGGCCGGCGGAGGGCUCUCAUCCUCCUCCUCCUCCUCCGGCGGUGGAGGCCCCGCCAGGUUCGAUGCUGUUCGGAGAUUUUCUCCGGAGGAAAUUGGAGGGUUGUGGUGGAAUAGUGGCCAUCUGAAGACUAAGCAAGAUGAGUUGCAGAAACUUGACUUGUCUCUCAAGCUCUAA